Molecule: messenger RNA, 2217 nt
Organism: Lucilia cuprina (Australian sheep blowfly)
Lineage: Eukaryota; Metazoa; Arthropoda; Insecta; Diptera; Calliphoridae
Gene: Amun
Exons: 2
Coding region: 319-1749 (476 amino acids)
Source: RefSeq, a predicted model, not a curated record
UUACAAUACCAUCUGUCAUUUCUCAGUUUUAAAUUUCUCUUUUAUUUUUACGUUUUUCUUUUUGUAUUUUUUCACAUUUCACUUUAUUACCCAUCUUCGUCGGUUCGGUACGGUUCGGUUCAGUGCUGUGUAUGCAUGUGUGACUGAGUGUUUGUGUUUUUAUUUUCUGUGUGUCUCAAAUCGAUCUUCGUCUUGUAUGUAGCGGCGGAGUCGUAAAAUUUAUAAACUAAAUAAAAAUAAUAAAAAGAAGCAAACAGGAAAACUUCACCACCAUCAUCAACCACUAAAAAACAAAAGUAUAUUUUUAUCAAAAAAACCAUGGCCAAUACCGGCAAAGAUACGGCUUCAUUUUUCGAAAAUGGCACUUCGGAACAAUUUGAAUUUUGCUAUAAACUCUAUCCACAAGUUUUGAAAAUCAAAGCCGAGAAACGUAAUAAAAAACCUCAGGAGUUGAUACGUCUCGAUGACUGGUAUCAGAAUGAAUUGCCCAAAGUGAUUAAGGGUCGAGGGAAAGAUGCCCAUUUGGUGUACGAUGAACUGGUGCAGACCAUGAAAUGGAAACAGACUCGUGGCAAAUUCUAUCCACAACUCAACUAUUUGGUCAAAGUCAAUACACCACGCGCCGUAAUGACAGAAACUAAAAAAGCCUUUCGUAAACUGCCCAAUCUAGAGCAGGCCAUAACGGCUCUAUCGAAUUUGAAGGGUGUGGGUACUACUAUGGCUUCGGCUCUUUUGGCUGCUGCUUGUCCCGAUUCGGCACCCUUUAUGGCGGAUGAGUGUCUUAUGGCCAUUCCAGAAAUUGAAGGCAUCGAUUAUACCACAAAAGAAUACCUCAAUUUUGUUCAACACAUUCAGGCGACCGUAACACGUCUUAAUACACAGGUUGGCGGUGAGACUCCGGUCUGGUCGCCACAUCGUGUUGAGCUAGCACUGUGGGCUCACUAUGUGGCCAACGAUUUGUGUCCAGAGCUAUUAGAUGAAAUGCCCAGCGGUAAGGGUGGUGGCGGUGCGGCCAAAGCUAAUGGUUCCACAACAAAUGUUCUAAGUGCAGUCGGUGAUGAUACUAAUGAUGGUGACGAUGAUAGUGCAGGUCGCAUUGAUGGUAAUAACGUUGUCACAGAAUCCGAAAAUGAAAAUACCAACCCAACACCUCUCGAUGGAGAUUCAAAUUUCAUUUCAAACGAUUCAACAUCACAGGAACCCAUUAUCGAUGAAAAUACCACACAGACAACAGCUACCGAAACAACUGAUGAGGGUGAUGGCGAUAUUGGCGGUGUCGCAACACCACUAGCUUCCGAUUCGGAAAGUAAUAUAGAAGCACCAGUUAAGGCUAACAUCAAUAACACAACAAGCAAAGAGGCAAACAGUACUACAUCAUCAUCAUCAUCAGCGGUAGCAGCAGCAACAGCAGUAGUAGCUGCAGCAAAUGGUAAUGGUAGCAUUUUGGCAGCCUCAGCAGCUGGUCUAGACGGUGAGAAUAGCAACAGUAAUUGUAUGCGUGAAUCUGAGUAUGACGAUGAAGACGAUGAGAGCAGUAACAGUCGUGCAUUGAACGAUGAUGUACAAACGCCUUUAAUUAAUCACAAUACCACGGAGGAUAAUGAUUCAUCGACAUUGAGUAGUGCUGGUGGUGCGGCCGCCAUAGCAGCUGCCACUAUAGUGGGACAAAAACGGACAUUAAAUUGUGCGGAUGAAGCCUCUUUGGAGGGACAAUCACAGCCAGAAUUAAAGAAAAUACGUAGUGAUUAAAAAUUCGUAAAACAAAAGAAACAUCCACACACACACACCAACAACAACACAACACACUUACAUAUAAUUUACAUAAUACAAAAAAGAUUAAUAAUAAAAGCUGAACAAAUUAAAAAUGAAAAGCAAGAAAAUUUAGAAGUCCAAACAACCUACUCGGGCCUUUUUAAAAAAUGGCGAAAAAAAACAAACGUUUGCAAAAGACAGCUUGAGAUUUAUAAAAGCGUUUUGUUUUUAUCGGCUAUUGAGGGGCUAAGGAGCAGGUUUACAGGCAGUUGUUUUGAAGAAAAGUAAUAUAAUUAAAAAAUAAUAUAAAAAAAAAACAUUCAAAAAACCAUUUAACUUUAAGGCAAAAUUUAUAUUUAAUUAAAUAAUGAAAAAAACAAAUUAAUAACAAAAACUCCUCUCUCCCUCCUAUAUUUAAAGAAAAAAAAUAAGCAGCAAAAUAUUGUAGCUCUCCCCACAAAAGCA